UCUUUCACUUUCUUUACACUCUUUCUUCCUCGUACUUUAUGACUCACCUCAGUGACUUCUCUUACCUGGAGCGUUGUACCAUUAGUGUAUACAUCUCAGUGUACUUUCUUUACUGUGUCUGGGGAAACGAUAGAUUCAGAUGUCUCUCUCCCUCGAAAAUCCUCUCUGGAGAAUUACGAAGCGUGCUAUCAGUAAUAUUGAUACUAAUGAUGACCACGCAAACGGUGUGGGACGUGUUGUCUGCAUGGAUCAAGUACAAGGAAGGCUUCUUUCUCAUGCCUAAUGGCUCUAUAAUUUCCAAGCCAUUCAGUCAAUGGUCGCAAUCGCACAGGGAUCGUAUUCCGGCCAUGGAUUAUGUGGAGUGUGUUACAUUCUCUUUUCACACCGGCGUCUUCUUCUUGAUGCAAUGUUUCUGGAAUUAUCUCUCCAACGCAGUCGCCAAAAAAAGUUUCAUGAGUUCAUUCGAAUUCAAGUUUUAUAUUGUCUGGGCUCUUUGCAGCAUGGCCUUGUUCCCUAUUUUGCAAUGGGUGUACCGAGGAAAUGAGCUUUACAGUGAGAUUGUGCCUCAGUUGGCUUACGGCCUUCAAGUGAUGCUCACUGCUCUGUUGGGUGUACGAUCCCAUAUUCGUUUCACCAGAAUGAUUGGUCUGGCUACCAGAACAAAUAAUAAUGUAGCCGUGAUAUCCAAGCUGAAUUAUUUCAGAGACAUGAACUUUCUUCUUACAGUCACCCUCUUUAGCUAUGGCAUUUCAUUUGUCAUCAUCUGCUCUGAUGGUCUAACGGAGGGAAAAGUGAUCAGUUUGAGCAAGUUUGCCUCGGACACCUUAAUUGCCAAUGCCAAUAUCUGUACAAUUUUUAUUUGGCUAUUGUUCAUUUCUAUUUUCCAUCCCCGUCGUCAGUUCAAUACAAACAACUCGUCAAAGAAUGGACAGGACUCGGAAUACAGAUUUACAGAGAAUUCCAAACAUGAAGAAGCGCUUCACGGCACCACCAGUCAGCGGUUCAGUGGACGCAUCAAUACAUUCAUGGCCAACAACACUGUCGACAAGAGCACCGAACUCGAUCCCCAACAACUCAGUCCUCAGGUCAAGGGCGGAUAUAUGCGUGCCAUGGCACCUGUUGCUGUCGAUUAUCCUCACUCUCUUGCAGUCGAUGACACUUUCAAUCCUAGUUUUGCUCCCGGAAGACCUCUUUCACCCCCUGGAGCAUUUGAUGCUCCCUAUGCUCAAUCUGGUGGACGCAAUGUGGUGAUUGAUGUGCCUUAUUCUGACCAAUCGAUCAGUUUUGCCAUGGUGGAUCCUUCCAAUGUAAAGCGUUAUCCGGCCAAAGCAGGAGGAGGAAAUGGAGCUACCUCUCCUGUUCUUUCAUCGGCAGAGUAUUCCAACCGAUCAUACACUCCAACCGAGAUUCCCCUUCACGAGCUUGCCAGUCGAUCGCAGCGUACAGCUUUAGGAGGAGGUAGCAUCAGUGCCUCUGCUGGUCAACCAUCUGUAGAUGAUUUCAAGCAUACAUACACACUAGACGAACGUGUCAAUUAUGAGAAUCUGAGUAGAUCAACUUCUCCUCAGACCGUCCGUACUCAGGGUGCGCAUCCUAUCCAGCGUCGGGAUUUGGGAAGUCCUUUGACAUCGCCCGUUAGUCCAACUUGGGAAAGGGAUAUCUACUCUUCCUCUCCUUUGCCAACCCCUCCUCAGACCCAAGAUGGUGAACAGAGAGAUCAUGCUGUUAGAGAUUGGCUUUGGCAAUCACCUGAAAGACGCAUCUAAAAAAUCACUUACAAUAUUUAUUUACCCACAUUUUAAUCUCUUAUUCUCUCUGUUUCUCUUGCUUCCUUUUUAUUGCUACCAUUAAUACUACUAUAUUACCAUUAUUUAUUAUUUUCUUAAUCAGUUCGACUUGUUUUUUUUUAUUAUAUUAUAUUAUUUUUUUUUAUUAUUAUUUUAUUUAAUAUUAAAUUUACGCUGUGUGUAUUGUAC
This is a messenger RNA of Phycomyces blakesleeanus NRRL 1555(-), 1976 nucleotides long. RefSeq lists its product as hypothetical. The coding region runs from base 39 to 1766 and encodes 575 amino acids. The transcript is spliced from 7 exons. Lineage: Eukaryota; Fungi; Mucoromycota; Mucoromycetes; Mucorales; Phycomycetaceae. The record is from RefSeq and is a predicted model, not a curated record.